This is a messenger RNA of Peronospora belbahrii, 372 nucleotides long. The record is from the annotation of a GenBank genome assembly. Lineage: Eukaryota; Oomycota; Peronosporomycetes; Peronosporales; Peronosporaceae.
AUGCGAUCUGUCAACAUCUUGGCCCAACUCUGCAUGCACUUGGUGCAGCAACAACCAUCGGGGUUCAUCACGUCACUAAUGUGCUCUUCAAGAUCGUAUGCUGGAUCGGAUUCGGCAUCAUACACCUCCUGUGCCACGAAAUCCGUUAACGCAAUGUCAGAAUCAGAUUCUGCAGCAUCAGUAUCUGCGGAGAUAUUCCCAGCAAUGACGCUCGGGUCUGCCUUCGCGAUUAAGUUUGUUGCUGAAGGCACGUCUGAGCUCGGUGGGGCUCGAGUUGGGGCGGCCGCCGUUGUUGGUGUUGCUUUAGCUGGAGAUUCUGGUGCUACUGACGGUAACGACGGCGGUGACGUUGAUAUUACUGUAUUUGUUUGA